AUAUUUCACUGACAUUUCAAAAUUGUGUUUUCGUCCAAGUUUUUGGCAACCGGAAAGAAGGGGCGGGGAUCUAGCAGAAGUUACUGCGCGCAUAUUGAGCUUUCCAAGGGGCAUACGAUUCCAAUCGCGGAAGUGGACUUGAACGAAAAAACAUCCUGCCAAUAACUGGUGACGAGCCAGUUUGUCCCAGACCUCCGACGAAUCCGUAUGCCAAGCUGGAAUCAGCGCCAUGGAUAGCCUGCGAUAUGCGGUCGAGUUUGCCCACGAUGAGAAUCUGCUGGGUGGCCAAUCGAAGGUGAGUCACCUGUCGGGAUUUCUGGCCAAGCUCACCCUUGGGACAGCCGAAGAAAGCGAUGAUGAGCGCCCUGAGUUGCAUGGGAAACUAUUACAACUGAAGCGGGAAGCGGAUCUACUAGACACCCAAAUUGAUUCGCCCGAUUAUUACGCCCAGAAGGAGGAAUUAAUCUUCAAGGUCGUGUGCGAACUCAGAGGCAUUGACCACGAGCAGUGGCUCCAGGAGGAAAUGGGUCUGAUGGAUGACGCCGCGUUUGACGAUUUUCUGCAGGAUACGUUUGUUUGCGAUGCAAAUUGACUAGCAGCUCCUUGCGCUUAGGCUUCAUUCAUUUUAAUAAACAUUUCCAUUC
Drosophila erecta is the source of this 644-nucleotide messenger RNA. RefSeq lists its product as uncharacterized. The record is from RefSeq and is a predicted model, not a curated record. Bases 230 to 592 code for a protein of 120 amino acids. The transcript has 3 exons. Lineage: Eukaryota; Metazoa; Arthropoda; Insecta; Diptera; Drosophilidae.